AUGAACUCAAUUGAUAAUGAUGAAAUGAAAUCAACUGUUUUGAUUUCUACUGAUCAGAUUCAGCAACAACAAGAACCAAUAAUCAUUGAUCUUGAAAACGAAUCCACGUCAACAUCUCCAUUUAUAUCUUCGUCAAUUCUUGUCAAUGACAAUUGUAUUAAAAAAACGAAUCAAAUUAUACAUGUUGCAUCAUCGGAACCAUCAUCUUCGAAGCAAAUAAAUAAUCAUCGUACAAUGGGAUAUUUAUCUCGAUGGGAAAAAGAACCUGAAACAUAUUAUCGAACUAUGAUUUUGAAUUCAUCAGGUGAAUUACAGGAAAGCCGUCAAUGUUGGCUUCGAAAAAAACAAGAUGAAAAUGGAAAAAUUACAAUUGGUUGUUUUCUUUGUAACAAAUACCAAAUGAUAAAGAAUGCGAAUGGAAAAAUAAAUCCAUGGGCAACGUAUGAUUAUUCAGUGUUAGCAUUAAAUAAAAUUAAAGAACAUGGAUUAUAUAAUGAAAAACAUAUUGAAGCUCAAGAACUUGAAUUAAAUAGUAAAUCUAAAAUUCAGCCUGAUUGGAAAACAACUCAAUCGAUGAUCUACACAAAACAUCAACAAUCUAUUCAAAACCUAAUGUUUACUGCUAUUUUUAUUUGUCAACAAUAUCAUCCACUUAAUAGUUUUGAACCACUAUGUAAUCUUCAAGAAAAGAAUGGAGUAAAUCUACUUCCUGCAGAAGUAUCUGGUAUUAAUUACAGAAAUGAUUGUGCUGCUUUGUGUUUUCUUCAAUAUACUGCUCGAAUUUUACAUCAAGAAUUAGUUGAAAAAUUGAAUCAAAGUCCAAUACUAGGUUGGUUAAUAGAUGAAUCCACGUCUCGUACUUGUGAAAAAAGCUGCAUCGUUUAUGCUCGUUAUGUGGACAAUUACGAACAAAAAACUGAUUUUUAUGGUUUAAUAAAUAUGAAUGGAGAUGGAACGGCUCAACAUAUUGUUGAUAAACUAGGUGAAUUAUGGGAUGAAGAUGGAAUUAAUAUGAAAAAAACGUGUUGGUUAGCUACAGACAAUGCUUCAACUUUUACCGGUGAUGGUACAAAUCGUGUUCGAACUCGAGAAGAUGUGGCUCAAUUUGAAUCAAACUUAGGACAAAUUUAUAAUUUUUUUCAUAGUGCAUGUCGUCUAUCAAUGUUGAAACAUUGGCAAAAUUUUCUCGAUCUACCAGAACUCAAAUUCAAAUAUUUGUUUGAUAUUAGAUGGUCAUCUAUUCGUGGUUGUUUAAUACCCAUCAUUAGUAAUAUUGAACCUGGUCAUCAAGCCUUAUUUGCUACAUUGAAACAAAUUUCUGAAGAUCAAGAUUUUAGUCUUUCCGAUCGUGAAAAAGCUCUCGAUUUAUAUAAGUCCAUUCUCGAUGAUUCAUUUUUAUUUUAUCUUCAUUUUCAUCAUGUUUUACAAGAAUGUGUAUCAGGUGAAUUAACAAAGAUGAUGCAAGACGAUAAUGUUUCUUAUACAAUUUUGAAGGAUAAAAUUCAGGAAAAAAAGAGUGUGUUAAAUGGGUGGUUAUCGGCUCCAUCAGCUUUAAUCUUUGAUCAACAUACCACCAAUAACUUGAAUUCAACAACAUCGUGUUCCUAUGCAUGGGGUCCAUCUUUAUCCAACUACAUUCAACUUACAUUAAAUAAAACUUAUGGUGCCUUCUCCAUUGAUACAAAAAAUCGACAAAUUGCCGAACAAAACUGUCGGUCUUACAUAGAACGUUUUCUUAUUGAACUUGAUCGACGUUUUCCCAUAUCAAAGGUGCAAGAAAGUUUAAGUAGAUUAUUUGAUCCAGUAUAUUUAUGUAAAAAUGAAGAACUUGUUCGUCAAACUGGUUAUGGACGUGAACAACUUGUCUUUCUCUCAAAAAUAUAUAAUCUACUCGAUGAUUUUGAUCCAAAAAAGGUUUCAACCGAAUGGGAAUCUCUACGGCCAUCAUUAAUCGCAUAUAUUGCUAUUGAUGGCAAAAAAUCGAAGGUUUAUUUAGUUUCUCCAACAAACUCAGCUGCAUGUGAGCGUGGUUUCAGUGCUUCAAAUCGUAUUCAAACAAAUAGUCGUGCGCGUCUUUUGAUCGAGACUUUAAAUGUUUUACUUACUGUUCGUUUACUUUUGCAUAAUGAUAUUCGAAGCAAAAGGUGCCAACAAAUCGUCGAAAAAUCAUUUGAUCUUUGGAAUAAUCCAGAUGAGAAUCGUCGAUGGAAACGAACAAAAUUAAUAAUAGAUAUACCAGAUGACUAUGAACCAACACGACAAACUCGUGCAAGUAAUAUUAAAAGAAAACGAGCACAAUCAUUGAAACAGCAUGAUCCUAGUUCAAGUCGGCCAAAAAAGCCGAAAGCAACAGCUGUGAAGUGUGCUAAUGGUUGUCGUCGAACGAUCUCAAAUGAUGAUCCAUUUCAAUAUGAUGCAAUUCAAUGCUGCCAUCAGCUUGAGUAUUAUUCUUGGAUCAAUGAUAAUGAAGAAUGUUCCCGAUGGCUUUGUAAUUAUUGUAGAAUAAAACUAGCAAUUCCAACUGAUUCAACAACUUGGUUUUGCAAUGAUCAUGCUGACAUGCAUAUAGAAGAUGAUACUUUUGAACAAGAACAAUCAUCUGAAUUAAUUUAA
Messenger RNA from Rotaria sordida, 2613 nucleotides. The record is from the annotation of a GenBank genome assembly. Lineage: Eukaryota; Metazoa; Rotifera; Eurotatoria; Philodinida; Philodinidae.